CUUUCCAACCCCUGCAGACCAGCGAAUAAUAUAACAGUAGGGCCGAAAAUGACCGCAAGCGACAGUCGAAAAGUGCAUGGCUUCUAUUGCUCCUCCCCCCUUCUUUCUGAUUAGAUAUAAUCCAUUAUCUUGUUAUUGAAUUCCCUGCUACGCAGUUCACCUUUGCUAUUUUACAUCCAAGCUUUAGUCCGAUCGUGGCAUUACGUGUAGCGUUUCACUACUUCUUUUUCCUGUCCCCGCCCAAAUAUAUAUAACGGCUUCAACUUCUUCCCCGAAGUGCCAUUUUUUGCUUCCUAUGACUUGGAUUCCAUGGAACACUCAGUUGAGAGAGUUAGCAAAGCAAUGCCAAUACCUUGAAGCUCUAACUCUCUACCGCCAAAUGCUGCGUUGCGGUUCCUCCCCAAACGCCUUCUCUUUCCCUUUCGCUCUCAAAUCCUCCGCUUCCCUUCCCCUUCCUUUUUCCGGCCAACAACUCCACUGUCAAGUCAUCAAAUCCGGAUGCUCCCAGGAACCCUUUGUUCUUACUUCUCUCAUCUCUAUGUACUGCAAAUUCAGUUCCCUCGGAAACGCCCGCAAGGUGUUCGAUGAAAACCCAAUAUCCAAUCAAUUAACGGUUUGCUACAACGCUUUGAUUUCCGGGUACGCGUUAAAUUCCCGGUUUUUUGAUGUUAUUGCUUUGUUUUGUAGAAUGAGGGAAAUGGGCGUUUCGGUUAAUUCAGUUACAAUGUUGGGCUUGGUUCCGGUGUUCUCGGAACCUGGGUACAUAAGCGUAGGGAUGUGUUUUCAUUGUUGCUGUGUGAAGUUGGGGUUGAAUCUUGAUUUCUCUGUUGCUAAUUGUUUAGUUACAAUGUACGUGAAAUGCGGGGCCAUUGAGUUUGGUAGGAAUUUAUUUGAUGAGAUGCCCAAAAAGGGUUUGAUUACUUGGAACGCUAUGAUUUCAGGGUAUGCGCAGAAUGGACUUGCGGCUGAUGUUUUGGAACUCUAUAGGAAAAUGGAAACUGCGGGGGUUUGUCCAGAUGCGGUUACAUUUGUUGGGGUUUUAUCAUCUUGUGCUAAUCUUGGUGCUGUUAGUGUUGGCCACGAGGUUGAACAGCGAAUAGAGUCUAGUAGACUUGGUUUGAAUCCCUUUUUGAAUAAUGCAUUGAUUAAUAUGUAUGCUAGGUGUGGUAAUUUGGUCAAGGCUCGAGCUAUUUUUGAUGGCAUGCCUGUUAAAAGUGUGGUUUCAUGGACAGCGAUUAUAGGUGGAUAUGGAAUGCAUGGAUAUGGAGAGAUUGCAGUGGAGUUAUUUGAUGAGAUGAUUAAGAGUGGUAUUCGGCCUGAUGGUGCUGCAUUUGUGAGUGUUUUAUGCGCAUGCAGUCAUGCGGGGUUGACUGAAAAAGGCUUGGAAUAUUUUUCAGAAAUGAAGAUGAAGCAUCGGUUGCAGCCGGGUCCAGAGCAUUAUUCUUGUGUGGUGGAUCUUCUAGGUCGGGCUGGUCGGCUAAAUGAAGCUUUGGAGCUCAUUAAAUCAAUGCAGGUAAAGCCAGAUGGUGCAGUCUGGGGAGCCCUUUUGGGUGCCUGCAAAAUUCACCGAAAUGUAGAGAUGGCAGAGUUGGCGUUUGAACGAGUUAUUGAGUUUGAGCCCACAAACAUCGGUUAUUAUGUUCUGCUAUCUAAUAUUUAUUCUGAAGCUGAGAAUUUGGAAGGAGUGUUGAAAGUUAGAGUAAUGAUGAGAGAGCGAAAGCUGAAAAAGGAUCCAGGAUUUAGCUAUGUCGAGUAUAAAGGAAGAGUGCACCUUUUCUUGGCCGGGGAUAGAAGCCAUCCUCAAAAGAAGGAGAUAUAUAGAAUGGUGGAUGAGCUGGAAACUUUGGUGAAGAAACUUGCUGGCUGUAAAGACAAUGAAGAAAGGAGAAACAAAGAAGCUUUAAUUGAUAUGGGUGUUCAUAGUGAAAAGUUGGCAAUUGUGUUUGGACUAUUGAACUCUGAGCCAGGGACAGAGAUUGUGGUGAUAAAGAACCUUAGAAUGUGUGACGAUUGCCAUUUAUUUUUCAAGGGUGUCAGCAAGAUUGUGACUCGUCAGCUUGUUGUUAGAGAUGCAACCCGUUUCCACCACUUCAGAGAUGGACACUGUUCAUGCAAAGACUAUUGGUAAUACAAUACUCGCUUGAGGGUUCCAUAUUGCGUUCCCUGGUAUCCUAGAUGUUCUGCAAAUAAUAAUAAAAAUAUGCAGUACAAAGAUUGAUUUCAUAUUGAAAUUAAGAAAUCUGUUGGAAGCCUGUGGAGUGCCGGUUCAGCUAGGUGGCUGCAAAUGUAAUAAUAUAUGCUCAAAUGCUCUAUGGAUACCAGAAAAUGAAACUGAGUCUAGAGAAAGGGCUGAUGAUCAACCAGCCAUUGAUUGAUCAUCCCUUAAGAAGCUAGUUUGCUCAACAGUCAGAAUGGCUGGCGUGGGAAUAUAGAUAUUGCUAACUCAUUCUGCCAUUGCUUAUUUUAAUUUACAUGUGCAUACAAUUCUGAAGAGAAA
Molecule: messenger RNA, 2497 nt
Organism: Gossypium arboreum
Lineage: Eukaryota; Viridiplantae; Streptophyta; Magnoliopsida; Malvales; Malvaceae
Product: putative pentatricopeptide repeat-containing protein At3g11460, mitochondrial
Exons: 1
Coding region: 296-2128 (610 amino acids)
Biological process (GO): RNA modification
Molecular function (GO): zinc ion binding; protein binding; RNA binding
Source: RefSeq, a predicted model, not a curated record